UGUGAGGGGCCGGAACGUGAGGGGCGGGGCGGCGGCCGGCUUUUCCCCGGGGCGUUGGCGCCCGGCCCGGCGCGGAGGAGAGGCGGGCGAGCGGAACGGAGCUGUAGCGGAGAUGGAGCUUGUGGCGGCUCGGCUGCUGCGCGGCAGCAGGCUGCUGAGGAGAAACUUGCCAAGUUGCUUGUCCUGGAAAAUCCUACCUCAUGCACUCAAGUCCUCCCAGUCGGAAGCGCUACUCGAGACAGCAAGUAAUGGGCUACCCCUUGCUCCACUGCAAACAUUUACGGAUGAGGAAAUGAUGAUAAAGAGCUCAGUUAAAAAAUUUGCACAAGAACAAGUUGCGCCUUUCGUUUCCACAAUGGAUGAAAAUGCAAAGGUGGAGGAAUCAGUAAUACAAGGAUUAUUUCAACAAGGGCUGAUGGGUAUUGAAGUCGACACAAAGUACGGAGGAACGGGAGCUUCGUUUUUUUCCACUGUCCUGGUGGUUGAGGAAUUAUCCAAAGUCGAUGCGUCUGUAGGUCUCAUCUGUGAUAUCCAGAACACAGUCAUUAACAAGCUGAUUAAGAAGCAUGCAACAGAAGAGCAAAAGGCCACCUAUUUUCCAAAGCUGAUUACAGACAAAUUGGCAAGUUUCUGCCUGUCAGAAGCUGGAUCAGGUAGUGACUCUUUCUCUAUGAAGACGCGAGCUGAGAAGAGGGGGGAUCACUACGUCAUCAACGGGUCCAAGAUGUGGAUCAGCAAUGCCGGGCUGGCCGACAUCUUCCUGGUGAUGGCCAACGUGGACCCUUCUCGUGGCUAUAAAGGAAUCACGACCUUCAUUGUGGAUCGUAACACUGAAGGCUUACACAUAGGAAGACCGGAAAAUAAACUGGGGAUCAGGGCUACUUCAACCUGCCCGUUAACAUUUGAAAAUGUCAAGGUUCCAGAAACCAACGUCUUGGGACAAGUUGGACAUGGCUAUCAGUACGCCAUAGGAAUUCUUAAUGAAGGGAGAAUAGCAAUUGCUGCCCAGAUGUUGGGACUGGCCCAGGGAUGUUUUGACUAUGCUGUUCCGUAUAUCAAAGAAAGAAUGCAAUUUGGCAGAAGAGUGUUCGAUUUUCAGGGGCUCCAACACCAAGUGGCUCACGUGGCCACCCAGCUGGAAGCUGCAAGGUUACUAACGUACAACGCUGCUCGGCUUGUAGAAGCUGGAAGGCCCUUCAUCAAAGAAGCCUCUAUGGCCAAAUACUUUGCAUCUGAGAUUGCGGGGCUAACAACUAGCAAGUGUAUCGAGUGGUUGGGAGGAGUAGGAUACACCAAAGAUUACCCCGUAGAAAAAUAUUUCCGAGAUGCAAAAAUUGGGACCAUCUAUGAAGGGACUUCCAACAUCCAGCUGAACACCAUUGCCAAGCACAUCGAUGCUGAGUACUGAGCUGGUGGCAGGGGCCCUCCGGAAGCUGCACAUCCCUGCUGGAAGCUGCUGUGCCUUGCUGGGGGAGCAGAGCUCUGAUGUCCAUGCAUCCUGAGGCCUGUGGUCGCAGUCCUCACUCGAGACCUUUUCUACCUUUGCAGUCUGCUUAAUUUACGCACAGGGGGUCAUUUUUGUAGUUGGGAAGAAAUGCACCUGUAUUUUCUCUGAAACUGUCUUUAAACUUCUCUACAUGUUUCCGUUAUUAUAAUAUUAGAGCAUAUGGAGGUUUCGCUCCAUCUGCAUUUGGCAAAGACAGACAUUUGAAGUGUUAUUUCUAGAAAUGACCAUUUUAUAUUCCUAGGAGCACUAUAUCUUGUGUCGCCAGAGAAACAUCAUUUGCACAGUUUUUAAUUAAUACUUUAAAUAUUCUAGUUCUAAAUAUCUGAGAGCGAGUGGAGAAUUAAUGGUAGGUAUCGCUUUGUUGGUUCUAUAAUUGGAGAACAGUAAAAGAUGCAUUUCCUGAUGAUUUCAGCAGACCAUUGUGACAACAAGCCUCUGCACUGGUUCUCAAGGCUCAAGUCUGAGCGGUCGGUUUAAUAAUCAGAAAAUACUGGAUGUUGUCAUCCUCCUUCAGCGUGCUCUGCUUCUCAGCAGAGCAGAUUUUGUUCCUGAAUUUUAACCGAAUGUGAUUUCCUCAAACUCUGAGGCAGGGCUUUGCCCUGAACAAGAAUGCAGAAAUGGAGUUUUGGUUCAGAGAUUCUGCCGGCUGCCUCGAAGCAGUGUAUCAGAGUCAUAUCAGAAAUGAGAAACACGGGCGUGCCUCGGAGCUCAAAAAAGGAGAUUCAGUGUCAAGAUGAUUUAAUAUUCGCAAAGACAAAGAUAACUCUCUUGCUUUAUAAUACAAAUUGCAGACAGGCAGAACUCAACCAAAGAGAUAGCUGGCAAUGGCUCCGAGUUAGGAACACACAGGCCACGGCCGAGACCCCUUAAGUUCCCAGAGGCCAGUAGACCAGAGAGGAGCAUUUUCUGUUUUCUAAAAACAUUGGCCACAGGUUAAAGAUGAAAAAUGCCCCAAGGCUCAUGAAGUCACAUAAAAUAAUCACUAUUAUUAAGUGGAAAGUAUUUUAGCACUUUAAGAAAAGAUAAUGUUUGUUAAGAAAAUGUGAUGGGUUGGGGGGCAGCAAAAAAAAAAAGAAAAUGUGAUGUUUUCAAAGCAGUUUUGCUCUGCAUGUUCAUGUUUAUUCAUGUUCAUGUUUAUUAAUUUCUACAAUGCAAAUUAUAGUUAAACACUUCAAUUGUAGAAAUACAAUUGAGAUAAGAAUUACAUUUUAAAAAUUAGAGAAGGAAUUAAGGAUAAAUUUACACCUUGAACCC
This is a messenger RNA of Ochotona princeps (American pika), 2761 nucleotides long. It is a transcript of the gene ACADSB, whose product is annotated as acyl-CoA dehydrogenase short/branched chain. Lineage: Eukaryota; Metazoa; Chordata; Mammalia; Lagomorpha; Ochotonidae. The transcript has 11 exons. The coding region runs from base 113 to 1408 and encodes 431 amino acids. Gene Ontology annotation, molecular function: flavin adenine dinucleotide binding; acyl-CoA dehydrogenase activity. Gene Ontology annotation, cellular component: mitochondrion. The record is from RefSeq and is a predicted model, not a curated record.